AUGGAGUCUGGGAAAGAUCGGAGAAAUGACUGCAGGAGGGAUCUAGCAGGAUUCUGGACUAAUCGAGAAAGACAUCAGCCUUAUGUCAGAAGCACACUCAUACCGCCCCCACACCACGAUGAAGGUCCAUCCAGGCCGCGAACGGAAACCCACAGAAAUGAAAGAAGUAUGCCCCCCUUAUUAUCAACUCACAAUUUUUGUGUUUCCACCUCGGGAAUAGUCUACGCACUGAAAAAGCUCGGCCCAAAGGUAAAAUGGCCACAGAAGAUUCGGUCAGACCCGAGCACCAGAAAGUCAAAUGCCCUCUGCGAAUUCCACCAGGAACGAGGUCAUAAGACCGAGGACUGCAUCGCCCUUAGACAGGAGGUCGUGAACAUGCUUCACCAAGGGCACCUAAAAGAUCUGAUGAGCGAUUGUGGGAGGGCCAACUUUGCCCGAGGGCGAGAACGACACCAGGGGCCGCCCAAACCACCUUCCCCAGGUCGGACCAUUCAAAUGAUCAUCGGAGGAAGCGACGAUGCAUCCAUCAACAACGUGAAGUUCACCACCACCCAUAAACUCAAGCGGUCAAUCACCCACGAACGACGUAUUAUGGUCGAUGAUGGAAGUGGCACGUGCAUCAUCCAUCCUCGAGUUCUCACCCAAAUGAAGCUCGAGGACAAGAUAGUGCCACGCUGCAUCACGCUAACAGGUCUUAACAAUGCAGUUAAGCGGACAUCUGGAGAGAUCACACUGGUCGUCCUGGUCGGCGGCGUCACCUUGGAGACCACGUUCCACAUCAUGGACUAG
This is a messenger RNA of Nicotiana attenuata, 789 nucleotides long. RefSeq lists its product as uncharacterized. The transcript is spliced from 2 exons. NCBI's taxonomy places the organism in Eukaryota, Viridiplantae, Streptophyta, Magnoliopsida, Solanales, Solanaceae. The record is from RefSeq and is a predicted model, not a curated record. Bases 1 to 789 code for a protein of 262 amino acids.